Molecule: messenger RNA, 1107 nt
Organism: Cryptomeria japonica (Japanese cedar)
Lineage: Eukaryota; Viridiplantae; Streptophyta; Pinopsida; Cupressales; Cupressaceae
Product: probable disease resistance protein At4g27220
Exons: 2
Coding region: 1-1107 (368 amino acids)
Biological process (GO): defense response
Molecular function (GO): ADP binding
Source: RefSeq, a predicted model, not a curated record
AUGAACAUUGACCAAGAAAUAGCGAGGCAUAUUUGCAAGGAGUGUGGAGGGCUUCCAUUAGCCAUAAAGGUAGUUCGGCAGGCAAUGGCAGGCGUCUCUCGGUCAAAUGAAUGGGAAUUUGCACUCCAGAGGUUGCAGAAGGAUGUUACACACUCCCUUUCAAGCAGGUUAAGGUUAAGCUACAAUGCUUUGGCCGAAUUGGGGGGCUACAGAUUUUCCUUGCAGUUGUGCUUCCUUUACCUCGCUACUUUCUCAAAAGACGAAGUCAUCCAUAUUUCACUUGCUACUAAGUACUGGAUUGGAGAAGGGUUAGUGGUCGGGCCGGAUCCUCUCCAAAUUGGAGAGAUAUAUGUCAAUUUGUUAGCAGACCGAUGCCUUAUUGAAACGAUUAUGAAGGAUUACGAUAGAAAGGUGCUCAAUUUCAGGGUGCAUGAUGUAUUGCACCACUUUUUAGCACACCAAAUUGCUGAAAAGGGAGAAAAAUGCUUCUUUCAGGCAUACAGAGGUUUAGGAGAGUUUCCAGCUGAUGUAUGUGGGGGACACAUCAGAAUUUCUUUAAGGGACAAUGGUUUGACAAAGGUUCCAAAGGCAUUCACAGCUCCCCAUAUCCGCUACUUGCUACUGGCUGGUAAUACUUCUUUGACGGAAAUUCGAAAAGAAGUAAUUGGGAGUAUGACCGGUCUCAGGGUCCUCGAUUUGUCACGAACUGCCCUGCAGUUUUUGCCAAAAAAACAUAGGAUGUUUGAAGCAUUUAGUUUGCCUCAGAUUAUGCUCUGUGACAUGUUGAACCAACUACCUCCGUUGCAAAAGCUCGAGAAUCUUAAGAACCUAGAGAUCGUUAAGUGCCCUAACAUAGAGAAGUUACCAGAAGAAUUUGGCAGGGGAGGAGCGUUUCUCAAGCUAGAGGCAUUAAUAAUGGUAGAGGUGGAGAAGAUAGCGCAGCUACUAGUAGUGGAAGGAGGAGCCCUGCCAUCACUCAAAAUAUUGACAAUAAUGAAGUGUGAGGCAUUGCAGAGGAUACCACAGUGUUAUUGGAAUUUGAUGAGUGUAGAGAAGAUAAGAGUGUAUGGUUGUUCAAAGGUUUUACUUGUUAUUGAAGAAGAAUAA